AUGUUCCACCGGCCGUCGGUGCCGCGGCCUGAGAACGCGCUCAAGCGCGCCCAGGAGCUCUUGGCAGUGGACCAGAAGGAGAGCGCGCUCAAGGUCCUCCACGAUGUUCUCACGAACCGGCGCCACAACCGCACGUGGCAGAAGGCCCUCGAGGACAUCAUGCGCAAGCACGUCGAGCUCUGCGUCGAGCUCAAGCGCGGGCGCCUGGCAAAGGAGGGGCUGAUGCAGUACAGGAACGUCUGCCAGCACGACAACGUGCGGUCCCUCGAGGAGAUCAUCAAGCACCUCCUCGACCUCGCCAGCGCCAAGGCCGCGGAAGCCCAGACCCAGGCCGAGAUCGCGCUCGCGGACAUCGAGGACCUCGAGCAGGACGCCACGCCGGAGGACCUCACGCUGUCGUACGUCACGGGCGACCAGUCCAAGGACCGCACCGACCGCGAGCUCGUCGCGCCGUGGUUCAAGUUCCUCUGGGAGACGUACCGCUCCAUCCUCGAGAUCCUGCGCAACAACGCCCGCCUCGAGUCGCUGUACGCCAUGACGUCGCACCGCGCGCUGGCCUUCUGCCUCAAGUACCAGCGCGCGACGGAGUUCCGGCGGCUGUGCGACAUCCUGCGCAACCACCUCAAGAACCUCCACGACCCCCAGCAGCGCCAGCGCGACCGCAUCGACCGGCCCGACCUGACGCAGGCCGAGUCGCUGCAGCGCUACCUCGACACGCGCUUCGAGCAGCUGCGCGUGGCCGCCGAGCUGUCGAUGUGGCAGGAGGCGUUCCGGUCGAUCGAGGACAUCUACUCGCUCAUCGAGACGGGCACGCGCGCCGGGCGGCAGCGCCCGCAGCCCCGCAUGAUGGGGGUGUACUACAUGCGCCUGACGCAGAUCUUCACCAUGUCGGACUCCCCCCUCUACCUCGCCUUCGCGUGGUACAAGCUCUUCUCGCUCCUCGUCUCCUCGAUCGAGUCCCUCCCCCAGGCCGACAAGACGGCGCUCGCGGCCGCCAUGGUGUGCUCCGCGCUCGCCGUGGCACCCUACGACAAGCGCCUGGAGACGUCCGGCCCGGACGUGACGCAGGACCGCGACCGCAUGCUCCGCAUGGCCAACCUCCUCGGCGUCGCCGUCGACAGCAAGGACGCCGUGCACCGCACCCUGAGCCGCGCCACGCUGGUCAACGCCAUCGCGGCGAAGAACCUCCUCUCGAUCGUCCCGAAGGAGAUCGCCGACAUCUUCGCGCUCCUCGAGGGCCCCUUCAUGCCGCUCGACAUCUGCAAGCGCCUGCAGCCGCUCAUCGAGCGCCUCCCCGCGCUCCAGUGGGACCUCAGCGACGCGUGCCCGAUGCCCAAGGUCGAGCUCGGGCCGUUCUGCCAGCCGCUCAAGGAGGCCGCGGUGCUGCGGAUGCUCUCGCAGCUCCAGCGCGUGUACAGCGUGGUGAAGAUCUCCACGCUCGACGCCAUGGUGCCCUUCAUGGAGUUCCGCGAGCUGGAGCGCGUGGUCGUCGACGCGUCGCGCGCGGGGCACCUCACGUGCCGCGUGGACCACCGCCGCGGCGUCGUGGAGUUCCGCUCCGCGAUCCGGCACAUCGACGACGUGAACGGCUUCGUGCAGACGCUGGCGCGCGGGCUGCAGACGGCCUCGAAGAUGAUCUGGCCGGAGCCGAAGCCCGAGCUCGAGGAGGCGCGCCGCCGCGCCGUGGCCGAGUACCGCGAGCGCGCGGAGAUGACGAACAACCUCAUGAACGCGCGGAAGAUGCUCGUGGAGAAGCGCAAGGAGGAGACGGAGCGGAUGGCGGCGGAGCAGGAGCGCGAGGCCGAGGCGCGGCGGCUGGAGCAGGAGGCGGCCGAGCGCGAGGCCGAGGCGAAGCGCCUGGCGCAGGAGCGCGCGCGGCGCGAGCAGGAGAAGAUUCUCGCGGAGCUCGAGGCCAAGGAGCAGGAGGAGGCGCGGCAGCUGGCGGCGGAGCGCGGCAUCAAGGUGCGCGGCGGGGAGCGGCUCGACAAGGACGAGAUCGUGCGCGAGGUCAUGCGGGAGAAGCAGGAGAAGCUGCAGGACUUCAUGAAGAAGAUUGCGCGCAUGGAGACUACCAUCGACCACCUCGAGCGCGCGCGCCGGGACUUCGAGCGCGAGAAGAUCGUCGCGCACUACCGCGAGCGGCACUCGCGGAACGCCGAGGCCUUCAAGGCCGAGCAGGAGGCCUUCCUCGCGAACCACCGCAAGGCGUGGGAGAUCGACCUCCAGCACAAGCGCCGCCUGGCGCGCAUCGAGGGCGACGCGGAGCAGCUCAAGGCCGACAUCAUGCAGCGGCGCGAGGCGGAGUUCGAGGCGCUGCGGAGGAAGCGCCAGGCCGUGCUGCAGGAGCGCCGCGCGGCCCGCAAGGAGGAGAUCGUCAUGCAGCGCAAGCUGCGGUACCUGGAGCAGCUGCGCAGGGAGGCGCGGGAGGAGAUGGCCGCGAAGCAGCGCGCGGAGGAGGAGCGCCGCAGGAAGGAGGAGGAGGAGCGGGCCAGCGCUGCGGCGGCGGCGGCGCCGCCGGCGGGCGCGGGCGGGUACCGUCCGCCUGGCGCGCGGGGUGCGGCGCCGGGGAGCGCUGGCGGCGGCGGGUACGUGCCGCCGUCGAAGCGCGGGGCGGUGGGCAUGGGCGGGCCGCCUGGGCGGCGCCGGCGGCUUGCGGCCGCGGACGCGGCGGACCGGUGGGGCCCGCCGGGCGGGCGCGGGACGGGCCGCCGGCACCCGCGGGCGGCGGCGGGUACGUGCCGCCGUCGCGCAGGAUGGGCGGGCGCCGCCGCCGGGCCGGGCGGGCGGGCGCGGGCCGGGUGCGCCGCCGGGGCCCGCGGCGGACGGGCCGCCGCCGCCGCGCCCGGGCGGGGGGAAGUUUGUGCCCCCUCACCUGCGGCGCGCCCAGGGCGGGGGCGGCGGCGGCGGCGGGGGCGGGUGGUAGGGAGGCACGGUGCGCUCGUGCCUGCUGGCGGUUGA
Messenger RNA from Pedinophyceae sp. YPF-701, 2958 nucleotides. Lineage: Eukaryota; Viridiplantae; Chlorophyta; Pedinophyceae. The record is from the annotation of a GenBank genome assembly.